This is a messenger RNA of Ogataea philodendri, 333 nucleotides long. RefSeq lists its product as uncharacterized. The record is from RefSeq and is a predicted model, not a curated record. NCBI's taxonomy places the organism in Eukaryota, Fungi, Ascomycota, Pichiomycetes, Pichiales, Pichiaceae. Bases 1 to 333 code for a protein of 110 amino acids. The transcript is spliced from 2 exons.
AUGUUAUAUGUUGCGGUAGCCACGGCACGGGAUCCAACGUUGUACGAGAUGCGCGAGAUCCAUGCCGCCAGAAUUGCGUGGGCUACCAGUGCCACCACGAACGGGAAAAUGAAGAUGUUGGACAUUCCGGUGCUGAUACUCUUCUCCUUGAUCAGAUGGCUGAAUCCAACCACAAGCGGCAGGUUGAUCAGGAACCAGAACUGGCCGGGGAUGGCUAGCACGUUCGACAGGAACGUGGAGUACCCCAUGUUCUUGAGGAUCAAGGAGAUGUACUGGGAUACUGGUUGGAACGGAAUGAAAGCCAUGAUUCCCUGGAUCAGCAACGGCCAGUAG